GCGCCUGAUGAAACGCCUGGACGACAUGCGGAGCAACAUGGCCGGGGACGGAGUGGAGCGCUGCGUCUUGUGCGGAGAACAGCUGGGCCCCCCAGGCGCUGCCUGCGUGCUGUGCGAAGGCUGCAAGAAGAACGUUUGCACCAAAUGCGGCAUUCAGACCACCAACAACCGGCCUCACUCCGUCUGGCUGUGCAAGAUCUGCACCGAGCAGAGAGAGGUAUGGAAGCGCUCCGGGGCCUGGUUCUUCAAGGGUCUGCCCAAGCAGACCCUUCCCCAGCCCAUGCCCAUUGCCAAGAAGCCCCAGCCGGCCGCCAGCAGACCUGCCCCCUCCGUCCAGGAGCCAGCAGCACCGUAUUCCCACCAGCGGACCCCCGAUCGGGCUCCAGCUGCUGCUGUUUCGGCCCAACCAGCCACGUACGGAGCUGAGCCAGCAGCCCCCACUUCCAAUCGAGGAAAUUACCCCCCACUUCACCGAAAACCUUCUGAGGCUCGCAUGGCGCCAAGUGGCAGCGAAUACCCCAGAGAGACCCGGCCCAGCCAGGAUUAUCCAGCUGAGGAUGAAGCCGCUCGGAGCCCUGGAGGGAUGAAGCGAGCCAGCGUGGCCCCAGCUGCCGGCCCCAGAGACUCCGCGGCCCCUCCACACCAGAGUCCCUCUGCCCAGGGGGCAGGACCAGGCGCCUCCCCGGCGGCUCUCCUCCAGGCGGAGCCCCCAGCCUCUCUUCCUGCCGCACUCCCCAGGGAGGAGAGCACCCGGCCCGGGUACCCCUCAGUGGGAGCGGAGAGACCCCCGCGGCAGGGGCCCCCGUACGGCCAGCCUGUGGUUCCGUCUGCCGCCCCUGCGGCCCCCCGCCCCCCUCCUCCCGACGACGAUGACGAAGAGGAAGCCAACAGCUACGACUCGGAUGAGACAACCACCCUGGGGGCCCUGGAGUUCAGCCUCUUGUACAGCCAAGACAACAGCUCCUUGCAAUGCGCCAUCAUUAAGGCCAAGGCGCCCCCUAGAGUCAAGAACGACCAGCACAUAUGUGCGAAUCUUUACCUUUCAGCUUCGAGGGUGAUGGAGCAUAUGCACAAGUGCCCCCCCUCCCCUUUUUUUUCCUCUUCCCCACAGAUGGACCAAGGCGGAGAGGUGGAAGAACGCGGGAAGAUCCUGGUCUCCCUCAUGUACAACACCCAGAAAGGGGGCCUGGUGGUGGGGGUGGUGCGCUGCGUCCACUUAGCUGCCAUGGACGCCAAUGGAUACUCGGACCCCUUUGUCAAAAUUUGCUUAAAACCCGACAUGGGCAAGAAGGCCAAGCAAAAGACGCAGAUUAAGAAGAAGACGCUGAACCCCGAAUUCAACGAG
Messenger RNA from Thamnophis sirtalis, 1345 nucleotides. The record is from RefSeq and is a predicted model, not a curated record. Lineage: Eukaryota; Metazoa; Chordata; Lepidosauria; Squamata; Natricidae.